Messenger RNA from Necator americanus (New World hookworm), 243 nucleotides. RefSeq lists its product as uncharacterized. The record is from RefSeq and is a predicted model, not a curated record. Bases 1 to 243 code for a protein of 80 amino acids. The transcript has 2 exons. NCBI's taxonomy places the organism in Eukaryota, Metazoa, Nematoda, Chromadorea, Rhabditida, Ancylostomatidae.
AUGGCUGUGAACGAUUACAAGAACCUGGUGGAGGAAAGUUUGGCUCAGUCGUCUAGAUGCGCCUUUUUACGACAGCAUGGUCGCAGAAGACGUGAACUCUCCAUCGUAAGUGCCCAUGUGCCUGCAGAAACCACUGAGGACAAAAAAGAGCGAGAAGGUUGUGCAGAGCUGUGUUCAAAGGACAGCACUCUCGGCGAAGAUGCUGGUAAUCGCGGCAGGCGAAGACAUCAACCCGCUGAUUAA